This is a messenger RNA of Macaca mulatta (Rhesus monkey), 795 nucleotides long. The record is from RefSeq and is a predicted model, not a curated record. NCBI's taxonomy places the organism in Eukaryota, Metazoa, Chordata, Mammalia, Primates, Cercopithecidae.
AUGAAGUCGCUGUGGCCUCGUGACUCCCGCGAGCUCCCCGGCUGUCGGAGUCAGUCAUCUUUGUCUUCGGACCAAAUGCACAAGUACUUUGUUAAAAGUAUCCCAUCUGCAGCUCAGGCCUGCAGCCCCUCACCUUUUGGUGGCUCCUCAGGCGUCUACGCCUUAUUCACCUUUCCCCUCUCCUAUGCCACUUCUCCUCCAGGGCGCGAGGCUGUCCUUGGUAUGGUCCGGAAGGCCAAAUACCAGGAGCUGCUCCUUUCAGAGCUCCUGGGCCGGCGGGCUCCUGCUGUUGUACGGCUUGGUCUCGCCUACCAUGUGCACGACCUCAUUGGGGCCCAGCUAGUGGACUGCAUCUCUACCACUUCUGGAACCCUCCUCCGCCUGCCAGAGACAUGAAGAUUCUGCUCAUCAUUGCUCAGCUCCCCAGAGUGGGCCUGGAGGGGACUGGAAUUGCUGCAUGAUGGUGGCUGAAACAGGGUCACCUUGGGAAGGCUUGGGAGCCAGGAAGAGUGUUGGGCUCUCGUGUAUGCAAAGGGUCAGAUGUGGCUGCUGCUGUUUGCCUGGGCUCUGACCCGGUGGUGGGGUUUGAGCAGUGCUUCUCUGCCCUUCCACGGAAAGUGGAACCAGAAAUGGUGCCAAGGCUGUGGCUGUUCCCUUUCGUGUAAAAUGGUGCUGUUAUUACUCUGUCUUGAAAUAGGAAGGUGGGAUUUCUGGGGAGGCUGGUGAAGGAGGGCAGGGUUCUUUUCCCUACAUGUCAUGUUAAAAUUGCCAAAUAAAGUACUUCUGCCUGUGGUA